CCCUGACGGCAUUUUGUUCGGUCUUCACCACAGGGUUCUGGUGUAUUCUCAAGCACCGUUUCUGGGUUUCCGUUCCACAGCACCACAGGCUGAUGAAGGGACACUUUCCAAACCACAGGGCUCUCCCUUUGUCAGUGUCCUGCACUCUUUCAUCACCUGCACUAGCCUCUCAUUUCAGUCUCUAGCCAAUCUAAUUUCAAAUGUCUUCAGUUUUCUAAAAUUCUGUAGAUUUUUCUCCACUGUGCUCUUCUAGCCUUAUUUUCAAUUUUUUAAAAAUACAUAUUACUCUUGUUAUCGCCACACAAACUAGUCAUUUUCUUUUUUUUUUUCUUUUUUAGCCUCUACUCUGCCUGAAUAUUUGCUAAUAGCCUUGAUCUUAAGCACUCAAACUCAUUACAGACAAGGUAACAGUAUGACUAAAUACACAGAGAAGCUAGAAGAGAUAAAAAAAAAUUAUAGAUACAAAAAGGAUGAGCUUUUCAAGAGACUAAAAGUUACAACUUUUGCCCAGCUGGUCAUCCAAGUUGCUUCCCUAUCUGAUCAGACACUGGAAGUGACAACUGAAGAGAUUCUAAGGCUGGAAGACCAUGAGUCCUCGACGACUUCAGAGCCCGAUGACAGGGAAAUCGGUGCCAGGACCAACGGGAAGGGGAGCCCAGGGGAGCCGUCGCCAAGCCCCAUGCAGGUCCUAAGCAGCACGGGAGCAGGGGACUCCAACCGCUCGACUCUGCAGAGCGUUAUCAGUGGUGUUGGGGAACUGGAUCUAGACAAAGGGCUAGUGAAGAAAGCAGAGCCCACCACCAAAGACAAACCUUACCCCGACUGCCCCUUCCUGCUACUAGAUGUGCGAGACAGAGAUUCUUACCAGCAGUGCCACAUUAUUGGAGCUUACAGUUACCCAAUUGCAACUCUGUCUAGAACAAUGAACCCUUAUUCAAAUGACAUUCUUGAAUAUAAAAAUGCCCACGGCAAGGUCAUCAUUCUGUACGACGAUGACGAGAGGCUGGCCAGCCAGGCAGCCACCACCAUGUGCGAGCGGGGCUUUGAGAACCUCUUCAUGCUUUCCGGAGGUCUAAAAGUCUUAGCUCAGAAAUUCCCAGAAGGACUGAUUACGGGUUCCCUGCCAGCGUCUUGCCAGCAGGCCCUUCCUCCUGGCUCUGCCCGGAAACGAUCGAGCCCCAAAGUGCCACCCCUACCAGCUGAGAAUAAAUGGAGAUUUACCCCAGAAGACUUAAAAAAGAUAGAAUAUUACCUGGAAGAGGAGCAGGGUCCUGCAGACAAUCCUAGCCGCCUGAGCCAAGCUAACGCCUCCGGAAGAGACUCCAAGGUUCCAGGCACCCGCAGCGGUCAGAGCCUGCCUGCCGGGGUCCCCACCGGCCCCCCGAACCCCCGCUCGCUCAACAGCAGCCACCUGCAAGGCAAGCCCUGGAAGUAAAGACUUUGUCUGUCUUAGUCAAAUAAAUACUUUUUCUCCUUUUGGAACCCCUGGGCAGUUCCCAAGUUGGUCAUUUUCAGAAACUGCUGCACAGGAAAGACCCCCACAUGUGACAGGCCCUCUUCCCUCUGCCCCGGGGCCAGCACUUGCCUGCAUCCAGCUCGGAAGGAGUUUUACAAAAACCAGAGGCAUGACAGGCUCUAGCGUCCUCCCUGUUGUUUACAGAAUAUUUAAGUUUCUGAAACUGAGCAGGAAAAAAAAAAGUCUAAUGUUUUAGGCCCUUUAAAAAAAAAAAAAAAAAAAAGGCCCAGCUUGUAUUGGGUCCUAUCCUGCAUUGUUUUGUAAAUUCUUCAGUCCCAUCUGGUAUGUUCUUCCCAGGCAGUUCUUUUCCACUCAGUGAUCUUGGUUUCAUGAAGAUUCUCCAGAUGGACUUUGCAGCAGCCAUCUCGGGC
This is a messenger RNA of Lontra canadensis (Northern American river otter), 1887 nucleotides long. RefSeq names its product centrosomal protein 41 (gene CEP41). The record is from RefSeq and is a predicted model, not a curated record. NCBI's taxonomy places the organism in Eukaryota, Metazoa, Chordata, Mammalia, Carnivora, Mustelidae. The transcript is spliced from 10 exons. The coding region runs from base 413 to 1435 and encodes 340 amino acids. Gene Ontology annotation, cellular component: ciliary basal body. Gene Ontology annotation, biological process: protein polyglutamylation; cilium assembly.